Carassius carassius (crucian carp) is the source of this 2760-nucleotide messenger RNA. RefSeq lists its product as uncharacterized. Gene Ontology annotation, biological process: T cell receptor signaling pathway; protein localization to plasma membrane; integrin-mediated signaling pathway. Gene Ontology annotation, cellular component: plasma membrane. The transcript is spliced from 16 exons. The record is from RefSeq and is a predicted model, not a curated record. The coding region runs from base 137 to 2488 and encodes 783 amino acids. Gene Ontology annotation, molecular function: protein binding. Lineage: Eukaryota; Metazoa; Chordata; Actinopteri; Cypriniformes; Cyprinidae.
AUUGGAAGUUAAUACAAUCGAUAAGAACAAUGUUCCGCUGUCUGAACGCGUAGUGCUAGCAAUUUUUUUUUUUUUUUUGAAGAUAUUAUGUAAUAUUUGUGUAACCCACGCUUGGACAAGGAGAAUUUAAACGAACAUGGAGGAGGAAGCCUGCAACAAUUUCAAAUCCUUAAGGGCGAAGUUUCAAGAAGAGAUCCAGGCGAGGCACAGACCUAUGGUUCCUGAUAAACCCAAACGCCUCCCAACAUCUGUCACGAGUCGCUCUGGUCUGAUAACCAUGAGCCUUUCUUCAGCUGUGGAGACCAAGGCCGCAGGUCCACGCCGGGUCAUUGUGAGAGAAGACCAGAAAACACCCUCAGGGAGACGCCCUGUGUCUUUCCCAGACAAUACAUCUGAAGUCUGUAGGUCUGGAGAUGGCCAGAACAGGCAGUCACUCAAAGUUCGCCAUUUGCCCCUCGUGUUGCCACUUCCAAGCGAGCCAAAGCAUGAUUCUUCUGCACCUCCUUCAAAGGGCAUCACCUCUCCUUUUAAAUGCAUCAUGAAACCAAUUCCUACACCUUUCAGCUCGGCCAGAGGUUCACUGUGCACUAAAGAAAUAGGUAAAAAUGGUCUGGGGGGUUUGAAAAACAGUGGCACUUUUAAUGUUCAGGUGGAAGAGUCCAGGAGUUCGGGAGCUGGGGACGUCCAAGAGACCAGGGCGUCAAAUCCUGGAUCGCUAGAUCGCUCCGCUUCACCAAACGAUUCGCUGACAGAUUCAUCUUCGGGAAGCGUUACUCAUUUCUUUGACCAGCAUGUCCUGAGCACACUAGAGAAAGCCAAGAGGAAGCUCUGUCAGAGGAACCUGUUGGUGUGCGGCAGACCAAAGGGCUUCUACUCCAGUAAAGCACCAGUGCAGCACACAGAGAGUCCUCCAUCGUCUACUGAAUCUGAGAGUGGUCACCCAGAGCUUUCUCCAUUGAAGGCUAAUGCAACGUCACACAGUACCGUCUCUGUAAUGGUGCAUGGUGCAGUCACGCAGCCUCAGAAAGCAUGCAAACCUCUCCCUGACCCUGCAUCCUUAGGCCCUACACCCUCAAAGCCUCCUAGACCCCCACAUGUGGAUCUGAGCAAAUAUAAGACUGGACUUCAUGUCUGUGAACCAAGCGAAGCACUUAAUACUGAAUCUGUACCUGAGCCUGAGCUUCAGGCCACUGUUAAUGCAUCACUUGAGGACGCAAGCGUUCCUCCCCCUGAAUUUCCAGAUUUUGACAUUUCUGCACCGGAAGCCAAAGAUAGUAAUGGCAUGAAUCUAUUGGCCCUGGACUUCGAGGCCACUGAAUUUCCAGAGCUUGAUUCGUUGCCUCCACCUCCUCCUCCACUGCAAGAUGAAGACGACGGCCUGUGUUCACAGGCUGUGUUGGUCCAGCGGUGUCCGAGUCCUCUUCGUCCGAAGAGCAUGCGUUUAGAAGACGCUCUCUGUCAGUCCUCAGAGGAAGUGAGAGAUGUGUCCAAUACAGAACCAGUGACCUCUGACCUGAGACCCAAUGGAUCACACACUACCUUCAGCCUGAGCAGAGAACACCAGCUGCCAUCACAUCCAGCGUCUUCUAAACAAGAGUGUUUCCAUGAAUCCUUUGAUAAUGUUUAUGAGGAUGUGCAAACAGUCCCCAGGUUUCCAUUUGCUCAGAGCUCUUAUAAGUGUAAAGGAGCUCCUAAGAGUGAGUAUUAUGCCAACAAAACAAAGGAAGAAACAUGGAGGAAUAUAUGGCAUGUCACUCAGUGGUCUAAUGCAGCUGAAGAUCAAAAUGACCAGCAUGAUAGAAAGAAGCAGCUGAGUCCUGAACAUCAUGAGGAUAAAGAGCAGAAGAAGAAAGAGAAGCAGCGUCUGGAGAAGGAGAAGAAAGAACAGAAAGAGAAGGAUAAAAAGAGAAAUGAAAUGCACAAGAAAUUUAAAAUCACUGGACUGGAAGAGCCCAUGUAUCACGCCAGAGUGCUGGCAGACAGCAAACUGAGAAAGUACAACCUGGCCGUCAAAAGUGGGGAUCUCAUCAGCAUCAUCCGAACCGUCAACUGCCCCAAGGGCAAAUGGCUCGCCAGAGACACCGACAACAGAUAUGGCUAUAUAUCUGUGAUGAACGUGGAGUUGAACAUUAAGGAGAUGCUUGAGCUUGGAAAAAAGGUAUCACAGGCCACUGGACGAGGCCAAACUGAUGGAGAUAACCUUAGUAUCAGCAGCAGGUCCUCUCAUCAGAAUCCUGUGCUCACCAGUAGCUUCACUGAUGACAGCGAGGAGUGGAUGUAUGAAGAUGACACGCUCUCGCUGUCUGCUGAAAAUGCGAGUCAGAUCAAAGCUUCCUCUAUGCCUGAGCUGUUUGAUGAUAACUCUUCUGCUCCUCAUCCUUUCGGUGACUGGAGUAUUGAAGACGUCCAGACACAAGAGGCAGAAACCUUCCAGUUCGCAGACAUCGAUCUCCUGCCUCCUCCAGCUCUCUACGCUGACUCUCUGUGAGCUGCGUCUGAGUGACUUUGACGGCGUUCCUCUAUCAAUACCAAGGAAAAAAGACAACUUAGUGUAGCAUUUUGAUAAAUAAUAUCUUCAAUGUUGAAGUGUGAGCAAGCAGUGGUAGACUGACGGUGAAUGACAAAACAAAGACAGCUUCGGGGUUUUAAUGAAAUGGGGAUGUGGCACUUAUUCAUAUGAAGUUGGUGGUCUGAUAAUGUGUUUGUUUAGUAAUGAAACUUGUGAAAUAAAAUACAAAAUAAAUGGACGUGUGUACAGCA